CCUAAGGGAAUUCCGGGAAAUAACAAAUAACACUGCUUUUUUAUUUGAAAUCAUGCAAACUAUCGGAAAGUAAUGUAAACUGAAGAAUACAUCAAUAGGUCUUUCUUUCCUGUUUUUUUUUUCUCUUUCUGUACACCCAUUUCUCAGAUCAAAAAUUAUUUAACCCCUCUUUUGGGCAGUGGUUGGUUCCAUUACGCACCCCUCCAGUUGAAGUGGUCCCGCCCUGCAGACUGAGCCGCCCCGCCCCCUGACCUCUGACCCUACAGGCAUGUAGUCAUGAUCGGACCGCAGCCAAGCUAAAAUUAUACCUCGUCAGUCUUCUACAUCGGGAGAAGGAACUCUGAAGGAACACUGCCUUGUCUUCUCAAGGUCACGACACAGCGUCUUGUGAAGGUCACGGUGAAGUCCGGCCGUUGCCAUGGCUUCUGAAACAAACACGUUGGAGAGAUACAAGGCCUCCAUGGUACUCAGUGGUGUGGGGGAUGCCCUAGGCUACAAGAACCAGGAGUGGGAAUACAACAAGUCGGGACCAGACAUCCACAAACAACUGGCAGACCUGGGAGGACUCAGUAACAUCACGGUCGAGCUUCCGGGGUGGCCGGUCAGCGACGAUACUGUCAUGCACCUGGCUACAGCAGAGGCACUGGUCAUAGACUCUGAGAAGAAAGAAGACAUCUACCUUGAGCUGUGCAGGCGUUACGUGGCCUGUAUGAACGAUAUGGAGGGGAGAAAGCCCGGACCUACGUCCAUCUUAGGCUGCCAGCAGAUGAGCCCAACCAACGCAGCAGGCGGCUGGCAUAUCCCAUUCAACCCUACUGGUACGGGCUGCGGCGCCGCCAUGCGGGCCAUGUGUAUCGGGUUACGCUGCCCGCGGCCGGACCAGCUGGAGGAUCUGAUCGCCUUCAGCGUGGAGAGCGGGAGGAUGACCCACCAUAACCCACACGGUUACUGUGGAGCCCUUGCCUCCGCCCUGUUCGUAUCGUACAGCGUUCAGGGCAAGCCGUUGAGGGAGUGGGGGAAGGGUCUGCUGGACACGCUGCCCCGAGCGCUGGACUAUGUGAAGAAGAGCAUCCGCAGCGCGUACGAGAACGAGGAGGCCUGGUUCUACUUUCCCGCCAAGUGGGAGGAAUAUCUGGAGGAGAGGGGCCUUCUGGAUGGGACUUCUGAUCCAACGUGGCCCGAGAACUAUGACGACCCCGCCGUCCGGGACAAAAUCUACAAGAACGACAUCAGCAGCGACGGCUGGCCGGGCCGACGGGGACACGACGCUCCGCUGAUCGCGUACGACGCUUUACUGGCAGCUGGGGGCAACUGGGAGGAACUGUGCAGCCGUGCCAUGUUCCAUGGAGGUGACAGUGACUCCACGGGCGUGAUCGCCGCGGCGUGUUUCGGAGUUCUGUACGGCUACGAGGGCGUGCCGGCGUGUAACCACGAGAAACUGGAGUACAGGUCCAGGCUGGAGAAACUGGGAGAACAGCUCUACCACAAGAGUCAUCCCUAGACUGUCACACCAGUUUUCGUGAAUAAUUUCAUCGUGUAGGCAAGAAACUGCAUUGUAUAAGAAAUUUCUUGAUUCAACAGCCAGUAGGUUUUUACAUCUUACGUUUCAGUGACUGUCCUUUUCUUCAAGGCAACAAU
This is a messenger RNA of Branchiostoma belcheri (Belcher's lancelet), 1638 nucleotides long. Its product is annotated as protein ADP-ribosylarginine hydrolase-like protein 1. The transcript has 8 exons. Gene Ontology annotation, molecular function: magnesium ion binding; ADP-ribosylarginine-[protein] hydrolase activity. NCBI's taxonomy places the organism in Eukaryota, Metazoa, Chordata, Leptocardii, Amphioxiformes, Branchiostomatidae. Bases 419 to 1501 code for a protein of 360 amino acids. Gene Ontology annotation, biological process: protein de-ADP-ribosylation. The record is from RefSeq and is a predicted model, not a curated record.